Messenger RNA from Symbiodinium sp. CCMP2456, 283 nucleotides. Lineage: Eukaryota; Dinophyceae; Suessiales; Symbiodiniaceae. The record is from the annotation of a GenBank genome assembly.
GUCCUUUGCUUUCGGGAACCCUGCAGAGAACCUGAAGCCUAGAGGUGAUGAACUUGGCAUCGACGACGAAUGCAGGGAGGAGGGAUGUGCUUUGGAGGCACUCCAGCGCCGGGGUGCUCGCCGGGUCGCUGACGAGGAAGCAAGAGGCCAGACAGAAUUGGAUCUGCAAGCCUCGCUUGGUUGCUACGAAGGAAGUGCGCCACAGUACAACCUGAACUGGGAAGCGAAUGCAAGCAACUUCUUCAAGGACUGGACCUUCGUGACGCAUGAUCCGUCUUGGGGU